Molecule: messenger RNA, 437 nt
Organism: Phaethon lepturus (White-tailed tropicbird)
Lineage: Eukaryota; Metazoa; Chordata; Aves; Phaethontiformes; Phaethontidae
Product: fer3-like protein
Exons: 1
Molecular function (GO): protein dimerization activity
Source: RefSeq, a predicted model, not a curated record
AUGUCAGCCAGCCUCUUCCCAGCCCGCCAGCGUCUGGGGCUGCUGGAUGAGCUGCACGGAAGAGCCCCGCAAGUGCCGUGCCCAGAGGAGCUGCUGGGCGCCUCGGUGCUGGAUUUCGUGGCCGACCUCUCCCUGGGAGCCCCCCAGGCUGCCCCCCGGGCCGGGCCGAGCCUGGGGCUCUGCGAGAUCACCUCCGGGCCUCCCUUCGGGGACAGAGCCCUGUCGCUCCGGGAGGAGAUGGCCCGGGGACUGCCCCUGGCUGCCUUCGGAGAUGGAGAUGCCGAAGACGAGGAAGAGGAGGACGAAGAGGAGAGGAUGCGCAGCGCUUCCCUCCUGGACAGACCCAGGAGAAAGCGGGUUAUCACCUACGCCCAGCGCCAGGCUGCCAACGUACGGGAGAGGAAGAGGAUGUUCAACCUCAACGAGGCGUUUGAUCA